This is a messenger RNA of Aspergillus homomorphus CBS 101889, 993 nucleotides long. RefSeq names its product RNA recognition motif domain-containing protein. Gene Ontology annotation, cellular component: spliceosomal complex. Gene Ontology annotation, molecular function: RNA binding. Gene Ontology annotation, biological process: positive regulation of mRNA splicing, via spliceosome. The record is from RefSeq and is a predicted model, not a curated record. Lineage: Eukaryota; Fungi; Ascomycota; Eurotiomycetes; Eurotiales; Aspergillaceae. The coding region runs from base 1 to 993 and encodes 330 amino acids. The transcript is spliced from 4 exons.
AUGGCCACAGAGUACGAUCACGAAAACGGUCGCUACGACGACGAACCUCGUUUUGCCCGCGAUCGCAGCGCAUCUCCUCGCGAUGAACCGCGCGGCGACCGCACCCGUAGCCGUUCGCCCAACGGACGCGUCGAUGACCGCCCCCCUGUUGAUACUCGCAAGCCUCCUAUUGAUGACGAUGAGGAAGGCGCCCUCAACACUGGCUCUAACCUCUUCGUCACUGGCAUCCACCCCCGUCUGACUGAGUCGGACAUUUCGCGUCUCUUCGAGAAGUAUGGUGACGUCGAGAACUGCUCGAUCAUGGUCGACCCCCACACCAAGGAGUCUCGUGGCUUUGGCUUCGUCAAGAUGGUCACUGCCGAGCAGGCCGAUGCUGCCAAGGAGGGUCUCCAGGGUGAGGUCAUUGAAGGCCGUACCUUGAGCAUCGAGAAGGCUCGUCGCAGCCGUCCCAGAACCCCUACCCCUGGCAAAUACUUCGGUCCUCCCAAGCGCGAAGACUUCCGUGGAGGUCACCGUGGCCGUGGCGACCGUUAUGACGAUCGCCGUGGCGGUGGUUACGGUGGUAACUGGCGUCGUGGCGGCGAUGACUACCGCUAUGGCCGCUACGACUCCUACAGCGACCGUCGCGACUAUGGUGGUGGCCGUGACUACCGCGAUUACGGUCGCCGCGAUUACCGUGAUGACUAUGGUUACCGUGGUGGGGGCGGUGGUGGUGGCGGUGGCAUCGACCGCUAUGCCUCUGGCGGUGGUCGUGAGGACCGUUACAACCGCGAUGAGCGCCGCGGCGGCGGUGGUGGUGGUGGUGAAGAACGUCGUGCUGGUGGCGGUGGUGGUGGCGAAGAGCGCCGUGGCUACUAUGACCGCGAUGCUAACGCCGCUAGCUACGGAUCCGCCCCCCCUGCUCGCGAGCCUUAUGCCGGCGGCGGUGGCAGUGGUGGUGGCAGCGGCCGCUCCUACGAACCCCGUGGUGAUGACCGUUACAGCACCAGGUAG